This is a messenger RNA of Colletotrichum karsti, 3015 nucleotides long. Its product is annotated as ubiquitination network signaling protein. The coding region runs from base 1 to 3015 and encodes 1004 amino acids. Lineage: Eukaryota; Fungi; Ascomycota; Sordariomycetes; Glomerellales; Glomerellaceae. The transcript has a single exon. The record is from RefSeq and is a predicted model, not a curated record.
AUGCCUCGUGCUUCAACCUCUGCGAAGCGACAGCAAGCCGCCGCCAGCCAGCGCGACACCAGGCACGAAAAUGGUCUUGUAGGCCCCGCCAAGCGAGUAUCCAACAAGAAGAGUCACCCGAGCCUCGACACCGACAACUCGGCCUCGUCUUCGCCUCCGGUUCUUGUCUCUGCCUCUGCCUCUGCCUCAGCUUCUGCUUCCCGUCUGCCCGACCAGAAUGCAGCUGUCUCGGCUCUCCCAUCGCCCCUGCCCAACGGCUCUUCCAACGGACUUCCAAAGAACGCGACCGUCGCUGCUACCCUCGACACCAUGGCCCCCGAUCACCGAAACCUCGACGCCGCCCCUGCCAGGCGAGGCUCGCUAGGCGCCUGCUCCGAGACGUCGUCUUCCGAGUCGCUCGUCUCCAACAUGCCCAACGGCAACGGCGCCGUCGACUCCGACUCGAACCACCGCCUGAUCGAUGUCAACGCUUCCAAGAAUGUCGACGUCCACCGCGACCCCGGCGGCCCCCUCGAGUUCGCCGCCACCGUCCUGAGAGCCCUUCCCCUGUACGACACCCUCGCCAUCAUGAUCCUCCUGAUGCAGGUCCCCUCCGUCGCCCUCUCCGGUAUCUACAUGGUCUUCACGUUCCUCACCUUUGUCCCUCCCGUCACCACCAGCUCUGGAAUGAACAUCAAUCUGGCCGAGAUCUUCGACUACAACUCCACCAUGCCCUCCCUCGUCACGGUGCUUUGCAUGGACGUCUUCAUCCUGCUGGUCUGGCUGUUCCUGUGGCCGCCCAUGCAGCUUGCCAUCCUCGACUUUGCGAAGCCCGUCAUCGCCACCACCCUCGGCGGUGGAUCGAACACGAGGGAGGGGGCGUCGAGAAGCGUCACGUCGUGUUUUCUGCUCGUCAUAGGUUCUCAUCUUCUGCGCGGUUCAAGAUUCCACUGGUCAAGAGCGACAAACUUCCUUCCCGAAAGUUGGCGGCGAUUCUCACCCGACUCGGACGACCCGUUAGAAUCCUUCACGCGCGGCUUCGACAAGCGGGGGCCGCAUGGGUGGAUCAAGAGCGUCCUCGCCAUACACAUAUUGACGCAGGGUAUAGUGCGGUACAUAAGAGAGUGGUAUUUAAGAAGAGAAAAAGGAAGCGCAUCAGCCCACAGCAUAACGGACCCCGAGGCCGGGAAGACGUACGCCACCGACACGGCGACCGAAAACGGCUUCGUUACGCCCGACAGCGAUGCGACCUUCCAACAAAAUGCAACAGUAUCAUCUACGAAAAAGAAGCGAAAACAAAGCACACAGGUGCGUCUCCAGCAGCCCCUAUGGGCGGCUCUGGCGAGCACCAAAAUAGUCAUGGUUAAGGAGUAUGAAUUAUCACACGCGACAUCCGAGUCGGCCGGCUCCAACGCUACCGACAUCCAUAACCUGGGGAACGCCCCGUUCGACAGCCAAGCCGAACAGAUUUGGAUUUCCUACAUUGGUCACGACGAAGUAUGCUUCAACACCAGCCAUUUCCCCGACAGCCCCAGCGUCGGGAACGGGCACGUCAACCGUCCAGCGGGCGUUGACACCUCGAAGCCUUUUUAUGUGCGUAUCAACAACGCCUUCUGGCAGCCAACACGCAUCUAUCGUGUCCAGGACGACGCCCAAGACGAGCAUCUGGGCCACCACAGGUGGUGCGGUGACAUCUACGGGCUGAGACCGCUUUCCAAGUACGUCUGCGAAUUCGUCGACACCCAAACGAACGACGUCCUCUUCUCCACCAGCCUCCGAACCUCCUUCGCGCCAAACAAGGACCAGGAAGGAUCUAUCAACCCCCCCGUGAGCACGCCUCAGUCGCUCCGCCCCGAUUCGCCGGCGACGACGCUGAAGAGCACCAUCAACGCCAACAACGAACGGCUGGCGGAGGAAAAGUUACGGCUCAAGGCGCUGCGCAAGGAGUGGAAGAAUAAGAUUAAUACGCUGAGGAAGGAGAACGAGAGGCUCGACAAUAUGAUCCAGUCGGCGGGCGGCAACGACGAGAAGCACAAGCAGAAGAUUAUCCAGCAGGAGAACACCAAGGCCCAGCAUGAGAAAGAGAUUGCGCAGCUCGAGGCGGACCUGAAGGCGUCUGAAAAAGCGCCGGACGGGCUCUACGACCGCAAGAAACAGACCGAGAAGGAGUGGGCCGCCGAGAAGACCGUCUACGAUGCCGCGUCCAAGGAGUUCAAGGAUUUCAAGGCGUGCAUCGCCAAGGCGGUCAAGGUCAAGGAAGACGAGCAGGCCGGCAUGCAGACCAAGCGGAACAAGAUCGCGGCACGGAUCGCCAAGGUCGACAACGAGCUCGGCAGGAUCACGGAUGCCAACAACCGCGGGCUGGACGAGGCCGAACGGAGACGGCAGGCGCGCGCCGCGUGGCAGGCGGACACCUCCAAGAUUGAGAACAACUUCGCCGGCAGCAUCGCCGAUAUCAAGGGUACGAACGCGCUCAAGCAGGAGCAGAUCAAUCUCAUGCUGGCGCAGAUCCAUGAGUUCCACGAGUUCAUGAACAACGCCACCGCCGCGUCCAUGCCCUUUGACGUCCCCGACCGCCACCACGCCCAGUCUCAAGUCACGUCCGCCUACAACCCCGCCGCGCCCGCGUGGACCCCGUCGUCCGGAGCGGGAGCGCACUUCACGGUCCCGUCAUCGUCGACCUGGCCCACGGCAUCCACGACCGCGCCGGGCUCGACGCUGCCGCUGCCGGCGCCCAGCGCGGCCGACGUGUGGGGGUACCAGCCGCACCAGAGCAUGGUCUCCCUCAAGGCUAGAGGCCGCUCCUCGUCGAUGCUCAGCGACGUCUCCGGGUUCACGCAGUCGAGCGACGGCGGCGACGAGUUCCUCUCGCUCAACAACACGCCGGCGCACGGGCACGCGGCGUACCGCGCGCCCGCGACGUUUCCCUACUCCAGACACCAGCGCAGCGACGGCGCGGAGUCCGGGGGCAGCAGCGUGCACAGCGGGAGCGGCAGCGGGAGCGGGAGCAUGCGGGAUCCGGCGAGUCCGAUCUGA